This is a messenger RNA of Atta colombica, 586 nucleotides long. RefSeq lists its product as uncharacterized. NCBI's taxonomy places the organism in Eukaryota, Metazoa, Arthropoda, Insecta, Hymenoptera, Formicidae. The coding region runs from base 117 to 413 and encodes 98 amino acids. The transcript has 3 exons. The record is from RefSeq and is a predicted model, not a curated record.
UGGAACUUCAAGCAUGAUGGCACUCUCAACUAAAUACAACUUUGCAAGUGUCAAGAAAUUCAUUGCGAGUGAUACCGAGUGGAAAGUGGAUACGGGUGUACAUUCGACUGUACACAAUGACACGAAAUGAUACCAUUAUUACGAAGAUGGAACAUGUGGAAGAGAGUUUAAAAGAUACCUUAUACAGAGUCGAAAUAAUCGAGAGAAAACUUAAGACGAAAUUACUCACUACAGAAAAUCGAGAGAAAUUGGAGAACGAGCUGGAGGAAGUCAAGGAAGUUCUCAGACGAAAUGAAAAGGAGUUGCAAAAUUUAAGAAAGGAAAACUCAAAGUCCUUUAUGAUAGCAGCAUGCUUAGUCUUUGUGUGUUUCCUUAUUUACGGAACAUAUUUGUUGAUUUUUGGAAAUAUUUAACACCUGUAAAAAAUUUAUAUUUAUUUAUUUAUUUUUUGUAAGUUUUUAAUAUGUUGUACAUCUGUCAGGAUCACAAUUUACAAAUUGUCAAUUAUGUCAGGCUUUAUAAUAUAUACAUUGAAUUUAUUUUAUAAAAUGUAUGUGAAAAUGAAAAAAAAACUUUAAUUUUGAUA